AUGCGCGGCUCCCUGGUCUACGCGCAACUCCCCUGUCGAGAUUUGCGGGGAAACCUUGUAAUCUCGCGCGCUCUCGCGGCGCACCCACUCCCCGUGUCGCCGCACCGUAUGCCGCCGCCACGAGUCGCCAUGUCCGCGUCGGCACAGCCCGCCCCCUGCUCCCUGCGCUUUCGCGCACUGCAGCAUGCGGAGGCGCGAGGAGAUGUAACGCGCGCAAUUACAUGCGGCGCGCACGUCCGUUCCGAUCCAAGCUUCCCUUCAUUACGUUGCGCAAACGGGCUGCCGGACGACUUCAUGGGGCGGCUGACGGCGGCGCUGGGCGAUCUGCAGCACCGCUUCCAGGGCUCCGUCACCAACGUCUCGCUAGGUCCGCUGUACGGCGAGUACGGCACGUUCCUCCCCACGCACGUCACGUCGUCCGGGGCUGCUGCGGCGCCCUCCGCGCGAGACGCACCCCGCAGCGGUGGGGGGACAGCGGCAGGAGCAGGCGGAGCCGGGGGGGGAGCUGGUAAUCCAGGCGCGGGGGGGGCGGGGGCGGCGGGAGGGGCGGGGGCGGCAGGAGGCGGCGAGGACGGCGGGAAGGACGGCGCGGGGGGCGGGCGGGCGGACGGAGGCGCGGAGGCGGGCGAUGGCGGGCAGUCCGCGCGCAGCGAGGGCGACUGCAUGCAGGUCAUUCCGCUGCUGGAGGCGGACAUGGGCCCCACGGGCAUGCUGGCAGUGGCGCGCAGCAGCGUCCCCGCCGCCAUCCCCGGGCCUUCCGCCGCGUGGCUCCGCGAGCAGCAGAGUCACAGCCACGCGCACGCACCAGCACCACCACCACCACCACCACCACAGCCACUCCGCGGACGCCGCCGACGGCGCGGAAGGGGCGGACGGGCGCGCGGGGAGCGGCGGGACGGGUCAGGCGGGGGGACGGGAGCGGGGACUCAGGGGAGGGCGAGGAGGAGGGGAUGCAGGAGCCGCCUCGCUUCCCGCUCUGCUAGCCCUGCGUCCCGCGCCAGGCUAGGCACGCCGGACGGCGCGGGGUACAGCCCUGGGUUACCCGCGAAAAAAGAGGGCGGUGGCGGGGUUUCUGGGCGGAAGGCAGGCGGAGGCAGCGGGGGAAAGGAGAGGGGGCUGGAGGAGGAGGGUGGCGCAGGGGGGAAGGACGGGAAGGGCGCACGGGAGGGCGGGGAUAAAGUGGUGGAGGUGAGGAGUGAAGGGGGCAAGAAGCGGGGGAAGGGGGAUGCGGCCCAGGGGAAGGGCGGAGGGGCGGACGCACAGGGGGGGCGGCCAGGCGCAGGGGCGCGGGAGGGCGGUGGCGCCUGGGCGGGCGGCAGCAAGGAUGGCGCGCGGGGGAAGGCGCAGGGGGGGGAGCAGGGGGAGGCGAGGGCGGAGAGGGGGGUGGUGGGUGCGGGAGAGAAAGAGGGCGAGCGGGCGGUGGUGGGUGGUGGAGGAGAGGUGCGAGAGGGGAAGGAGAAUGGCGCGUGGGGCAAUGGUGUUCCCAGUGGGUCUGGAUCAGAGGAGGCGGGCGGGGAGAGGUGGAGAGAGAAGGAGGGCGCGAGGUGGCGGGGUGAGGGGAGGGAGAGGGGGAGGGGCAAGGAGCGGGGUGGGGAAGAGGGGAACGGGGAGGCGGGGAGGGAAGAGGGAACGAGUGAUGGUGGCAAGGCGAGGGAGGGAGGGAGGGAGAAGAAGCAGCGGAAGCAGGGGAGGGAGGAGAGGGAUGGUGAGGGGCAGGGAGACGCAGCGAGGGGUGGUGAGAAGCGAGGUGGGGAGAAGGAGGCAAGGCGGCGGGGGGACGGGGAGGGUGAGAAGGAGGGCGAGAGGGAUGGCAGCAGGAGGGGUACACAGGGUGGGAUGAACAGCGCGAGGGGGGGGGCGGCGAGAGAGGCAGGGAGGGCGCGGAGGAAGGGGAGGAUGCUGUAG
Closterium sp. Yama58-4 is the source of this 1905-nucleotide messenger RNA. The record is from the annotation of a GenBank genome assembly. Lineage: Eukaryota; Viridiplantae; Streptophyta; Zygnematophyceae; Desmidiales; Closteriaceae.